CCGUCGUGGGUACGAAUGUGCUGGCGGGUGGCGGAGAAGCCUCAAUUCGCUCCCUCGGUGUCCCCUUCAGUGGAGUACAGAUUGCUAAAAUUUUGGGUGAGAAUAACGAUUCCCCGAUUGCCCCUUCCCAACCUCUCACUUCCCCUUUAUAAAGCGCGAGCUCGAAGCUUUGCCUCACUCGCCACUCGCCCUUCUCAGAGAGAACGAGAGAAGCAUCUGAAGAAGAAGACGAAGCGUAGGGUCUUUCCCGGAGCCAUGGACGCUCCACGGUUUCAGCUCGCGUUCCUGGUCAUCUUCGCAGUAGCAUCGUCCGCCGCUGCCGCCGGCGCGUGCUCAUCCGUGACCUUCUCCUCGAACCGCGUCUACGCCGCCUGUAGCGACCUCCCCCACCUCUCCUCCUCGCUCCACUGGUCCUUCGACGCCACGGCGGCCACCCUCUCGCUCGCGUUCGUGGCGCCGCCGCCCAAGCCGGAGGGCUGGGUGGCGUGGGCGAUCAACCCUACCGCCGACGGCAUGAUCGGGUCCCAGGCCCUGAUCGCGUUCCACCAGCCCAACGGGUCGAUGGGGGUACGGACGUACAACAUUACCGGCUACGGGUCCAUCGCGGAGGGGGCGAUCGACUUCCAGACCUCGGAUCUGGCGGCAGAGUACUCCGGCGGGGUGAUGCGGGUCUUCGGGAAGGUGAAACUGCCAGCGGGGACCACGGCGGUGAAGCAGGUGUGGCAGGUGGGAUCGUCGGUGGCGGAUGGGGUCCCCCAGCAGCACGCCAUAGCGCAGGAGAAUAUGCAGUCCAAGGGAAAGCUGGAUCUCAUCAAAGGGGCGGUCUCCGGCUCCGAAGCUUCCAGUUCCAGGAACAAGAAUGUACAUGGAGUUCUGAAUGCAGUGAGUUGGGGGAUUCUGCUUCCAAUUGGUGCAAUCUUCUCUAGAUACCUGAAAACAUUCGAGUCUGCCGAUCCUACAUGGUUUUAUCUUCAUGUAACAUGCCAGAUUAUUGGCUACGGUGUUGGAGUUGGUGGCUGGGCUACUGGCCUCAGUCUUGGUAGCAAAUCUAAGGGAAUCGAGUACACGACUCACCGGAGCAUCGGCAUGGCCCUUUUCUCUCUUGCCACCUUACAGGUGUUUGCGCUAUUUCUGAGGCCAAACAAGGAUCACAAGUACAGAUUCUACUGGAACAUCUACCAUCACUUGGUGGGAUACACAGUCAUUAUCUUAGGCAUCAUCAACGUCUUCCAAGGCCUGGACAUCUUGGGCGUCGAUCAUAAAUGGAGAGCGGGAUACAUCAUUGCCAUUUGCAUUCUAGGUGGCAUCGCCUUGUUCUUGGAGGUUGCUACCUGGAUUGUAGUUCUCAAGAGGAAGUCUGAUGGCUCCACAAGGCCCUAUGGUGAAUCCACUUCUAAUGGUGCGCAAAAGCCAUUGUCAGUCUGAGUCAACUAAUUCACUCUUGUGAUCUAUUUGUCUCGGAGCAGAUUUUUAGUAGAGUGUAGUGGAAUGCUGCUAGUUUGCUAUCAAUGAUUUAGGAUGAUGCUGAGUGUUCUUGAGCUUUUGGGCUGUGUAUUCAUUCUCUACAAACCAAUGAGCUUAGUAUAUAUAUAGUACAUGGUUUUCUUUUUCUUG
Messenger RNA from Musa acuminata subsp. malaccensis (wild Malaysian banana), 1614 nucleotides. RefSeq names its product cytochrome b561 and DOMON domain-containing protein At3g25290. Lineage: Eukaryota; Viridiplantae; Streptophyta; Magnoliopsida; Zingiberales; Musaceae. The record is from RefSeq and is a predicted model, not a curated record.